AUGACAAAUGCUCGACCUAAAGAUAUUUUACCUCCCCGUUAUGGAAGGAUUGAUGAUGAUUCAAAUAUCAUUACACCAAAACAUGUGGCCAUCCUUGCUAAUUGGGUUCAAAAAAAACAUGCCAAUGCAAUAAUUCCAAAAAACCAUAAAUUUAAUAUGAAUCGUAUUUAUCGUGGAAGUAGAGACGGUUUUGACACCAAUGCUAUACGUAAGAACAAUAACACCGAUCGAGAUUUGAAUGACACACCUAGGGGUACUGAUUAUUGGGUUGAUAAUCGUGACUACUUCAUUUUUUCUAUGGGUAAAAGUAAUGAUUUAAGAAUCGUUAAGAUUAGUCGAGUUGAAAAUAGUGCUUAUGCAAUGUGUGAAUCGAAAAAUCAUAAUUUUUUGAACUUUGGUUAUAGCGAUUUGGUUGUUUAUAAGAAAAAAGGUAAAUGUCAACAAAAAUAUUAUGAAAGUAGAAUUUUAGAUAUUUCUGAAUUUGACAUCGAGGAAAUGGAAAUAUUCACAUUUUCUAUCCAAAAUUACUUUAUCAUAAGAAUGGUCGAUAGUAUUUUUAAAGCGGCAUUUUCUAAAUAG
Messenger RNA from Funneliformis mosseae, 579 nucleotides. NCBI's taxonomy places the organism in Eukaryota, Fungi, Glomeromycota, Glomeromycetes, Glomerales, Glomeraceae. The record is from the annotation of a GenBank genome assembly.